Molecule: messenger RNA, 609 nt
Organism: Solanum dulcamara
Lineage: Eukaryota; Viridiplantae; Streptophyta; Magnoliopsida; Solanales; Solanaceae
Exons: 3
Coding region: 1-609 (202 amino acids)
Source: RefSeq, a predicted model, not a curated record
AUGUCUCACUUCAAUCCUCUUUCCUCUAUCUUGAACCAAAACAAACCGGAAGGUCCUAACUGUGUGGACUGGGAAAAAAAUCUUGAUAUAGUUCUUACGUCUAAGGGUUUCAAAUAUGUGCCGGUUGAGGAACACCCAAUUAAACAAGCAGAUGUUGCUGAUGAGGAGAUCCAAGCCUAUGACAAGUGGAUAGAGCAUCAAUCUAUGACAACUGCUUAUGAUAUGCUCAAAUCUCUCAAAGAGAUGUUAGUAGAGCAGAAUCGUGCUGCAAAGGGGACUGCCAUGAAAGCCCUCUUGACAACCAAAAUGUUUUGCUUGAAUUAUAGCAUGAAUAAGAAGAAUUUGUCUCUUGAGAAACUGUUGAAUGAACUGACAGCGGCAGAAUCCAUUAUCAAGCAUCAAGCUUCUCCCUCUAUGGCAUUCAUGGUGUACAACCCCGUUGCUUCCUUUUCUAAAUCAACGAAAGCUCAAAAGAAGAAGAAGAAGCCUCGUAAGGUUGUGGCACUUGCAGAUGCCAGGGUGGUGUGGCUAAGCCAAAGGGCAAGUGCUUUCAUUGCAAGCAGUCUGGUCACCAUAAAAGACAGUGCCCCAACUAUCAAGCCAAAAUAA